Messenger RNA from Physeter macrocephalus (sperm whale), 2534 nucleotides. It is a transcript of the gene CHODL, whose product is annotated as chondrolectin. The transcript is spliced from 6 exons. The record is from RefSeq and is a predicted model, not a curated record. The coding region runs from base 383 to 1204 and encodes 273 amino acids. Gene Ontology annotation, biological process: positive regulation of axonogenesis. Lineage: Eukaryota; Metazoa; Chordata; Mammalia; Artiodactyla; Physeteridae. Gene Ontology annotation, cellular component: cytoplasm.
GCGACCAGGAGGGCGCAUGGGCCCAGCCCCUCACUUGCCAGAGGCCGAGGAGAGGAGACAGGGGCGCGGUGGGGUCCAAAUCGGGGCUCCUGCCUCACCUCUGGGAUAGACACGGGACCCCCUAACUUCUGUUGCCUCUCCCGAGACGCGCACCCGCAGGGUCGUGCGCUCUAGCCCGGCACACUCGCGCGCGGCACCAGCGCGCCCGGCGCCAGGUCUGGCCAGAGGCGAUGCGUUCAGGGGGCCGGGCAGCCGGGUUCGGGCGGCCGGAGUAGGACCCCGCGGCGAGGCAGGGAGGCAGCGGGGUUAGAGUCCCGGCUGCGCGGCGGGCAGAGGCCCCUUCGCUCCACGCCACACCUGCUGCCGCCGCCGCCGCGCCGCGAUGAGCCGCGUGGUCUCGCUGUUGCUGGGCGCCGCACUGCUCUGCGGCCACGGGGCCUUCUGCCGCCGGGUGGUCAGCGGCCAAAAGGUAUGUUUUGCUGAUUUCAAACAUCCCUGCUACAAGAUGGCCUACUUCCAUGAGCUAUCCAGCCGAGUGAGCUUUCAGGAGGCACGCCUGGCUUGUGAGAGCGAAGGGGGAGUCCUUCUCAGCCUUGAGAAUGAAGCAGAACAGAAGUUAAUAGAAAGCAUGUUGCAAAACCUGACAAAGCCAGGAACCGGGAUUUCUGAUGGUGAUUUCUGGAUAGGGCUUUGGAGAAAUGGAGAGGGGCAAACAUCUGGUGCCUGCCCAGAUCUCUACCAGUGGUCCGAUGGAAGCAGUUCCCAGUACCGAAACUGGUAUACUGAUGAGCCUUCCUGUGGAAGUGAAAAGUGUGUUGUGAUGUAUCAUCAGCCAACAGCCAAUCCUGGCCUUGGGGGUCCCUACCUUUACCAGUGGAAUGACGACAGAUGCAACAUGAAGCACAAUUACAUCUGCAAGUAUGAACCAGAGAUUAAUCCAACAGCUCCGGUAGAAAAGACUUAUUUUACAAAUCAACCUGGAGACACUCAUCAAAACGUGGUUGUUACUGAGGCAGGAAUAAUUCCCAAUCUAAUCUAUGUUGUUAUACCAACGAUCCCAUUGCUUUUACUGAUACUGGUUGCUUUCGGAACCUGCUGUUUCCAGAUGCUGCAUAAAAGUAAAGGAAGAACAAAAACUAGCCCACACCAGUCCACACUGUGGAUUUCAAAAAGCACCAGGAAAGAAAGUGGCAUGGAAGUAUAAUAAUUCAUUGACUUGGCUCCAGAAAGGAAAAUAGAGUUUUGUAAUUCUGGAUCUGUAUAAGGAAUGGCAUCAGAACAUUAGCUUGGAAUGGCUUGAAAUGUCAAAGGAUGUACAAGAUGAACUGUAAGCUCCCCCUUGAGGCAAAUGUUAAAAUAAUUUUUUAUAUGUUUAUUAUUUCAUUUAUAAAAUAACGCUGUGCUAAUAAUGGAGUGAGACAUGCUUAUUUUGCUAAAGGAUGCACCAAAACUUCAAGUAAAUGGGAUGGACCAUGCAGAUUAAAUUGCUAUGAACACAUCAGAGAAGUAUGUGCAUUGGAAGCAGUUAUUUUUGUCUCUUUCACAUUUCAUAAGUUGUAAUCUAGUUAAUGUAAUGUAAAUUGCAUUGAAAUUAACAGUGUGCAAAAUAUUUUUCCUUUACAUAAGUGUUAGAUAAAAAUGGACUGUUCUUGUAUUUAUUUUUACAGUGUUUCAUUUUUCAAUACAUGCUGUUUUGAUUAAGGAAACGUAUCACUGUUGUCAACUGAAUUCACAUACAUAUAAAUAUAUUACCAUAGAAAAAGUUUCUUUUCUAGAAAUGGCUCAUCUUAGUUUCUCUGCUUUGGGUCAGAGUAUGUUUAGGAAAUCUCUUCAGAAAUAAGAAGUUAUUUCAUUAACUGUUGUGUAAAUCUAGUCAAAUAUUUUACUUGGAGGCAAGAACUGUCUAAUUUCAGUUGUGCAAGACAUGUGCCUUACAAUUAUUUUGCAUUUAAAAUUCAACAGAUUUUGUAAUAACUUUGUUAAUAGCUGUAUAAACAAUAAUAUACUCAAUCUAAAGCAACAAAAGUGGCAUACACGAUAUAAAUCAUAUGUCUUCACGUGUUGCCUAUGUAACCACAAGUAGCUCUCUGAGGGUUCUGGAAUCGAUUUGGCCCCUACCUUGCCAACAAAGCAAAGGUGGUUGUUUGGGGUCUGGGAUUGACCCUGGAGGCCGAUACCUACAGAGUUUGCCUAAGGUUUUUCCUAGCUCCGUUUAGCCUCUAUCAGCAUAUAAGGCGGUUUUACAGUUGGGACUAGUUGAGUGGUCACCACUAGUGUGCAAUUAAGCACAGCGCACUGACGUUUCCACAAGGAAAGAAACUGAAUUAGUAUAAAAAUGGGUUGGAGGGCAUCAGUGAUCACAUGUUCGUUGUCCACGUUUGGCUGAGAGAGUAAACUGGGGUGCCUCCGUCCUAUCUUCUAGUUUCUUCCAUGCUUGUGGUUACUUCUUCUCAAGAGAGAGUUGUAACUAUCUGGUCUUCAAAUGUCUCUGUGCUCCUUUUAACCAAAUAAAAAGUUCUUGUUUCUGAAGAAUG